UUGGUCGGUGGGGCGAUGGCGGGGCUGGAGCUACCGCCUCACGCCGCGGCGCUGCCGGUGCUGCGGGCCGUGGAGAUGCACGCGGGCGGGGAGCCGCUGCGGGUGGUGCCGGCGGGCGCCAUGUGCGGCCACGCCGUGCUCGCCCUCGGCCGCUUGGCGCUCGACUACGGGCUGGGCCCCGCGCCGUGCCGCCCCGAGACCCGCGUCGUCAUCCACUGCCCCUGCGGGCCCGUCACCGCCUUCGUGCCCUGGGACGGGCAGCGCAGCCGCAACCCCGUGCGCUUCCACAGCGUGCCCGCCUUCGCCGCCGCCGCCGACCUGACAGUCGAUGUCCCUGGCUACGGGAAGGUGGUGCUUGACAUUGGGUAUGGUGGAGCUUUCUAUGCCUUUCUCAGUGCAGAGAAGUUGGGCCUAGAUGUUUGCUCUUCAAGUGUGAGAGAUCUUGUGGAUGCAGCAACUGCAGUCACAGAAGCAGUAAAGAAGCAGUUCAAACCUCAUCACCCUGAUAGCGAAGACCUUGCGUUCAUUUAUGGCACCAUCUUAACGGACGGAAAAGAUGCAUUCAGUGAUGAGCCAACCACCAACAUCUGUGUGUUUGGAGAUGCACAGGUUGACAGGAGUCCCACAGGCUCCGGCGUGACUGCACGCAUUGCCUUGCAGUACCACAAGCAACUCAUCAAGCUGGACCAGACCAGAACCUUUAGGAGCAGCACGACCGGUUCCUUGUUCACGGGGAAAGCAGUGGAGGAAGCAAAGUGUGGUGACUACAAUGCUGUCAUAGUAGAAGUCUCGGGAGAAGCCUUUUAUACUGGAACAGCAGUCUACACUGCGGAAGAGGAAGACCCUCUGAAAUAUGGAUUUCUCAUAAAGUGACCUUCUUAGCCCUAAUGCAGUAGAAAGCAUUUAAAGAAGAGAUCAAAAGCAUGGUCUCUUUUCUGCGGGGGAAGGAAAUCUCACAAUAUUUACCCAACCUUAUAGUCUGAAUAGCUUGCUGCAUCUCUGGACAGUUGAAAAAUAAAUUGAUUUAAAUAUCCUAGAGUAGAGCUAGAAGACUUUAGUGGUAUAAUGAUUGCUAUUCACUAUAGAAGAAUAUGGUCUGUAAUCUCUUUACAUAGCACGAACAUAGAUAAUGCAAGUCUAUUUGAAACUGCAUUUAUUGUGCUUUGUAGGUUUGUUUGUUCUUUGUGCAUGUAGUGCUAGACUAGUAAAGAAAGCAGGGUUUAAAGGAGCUUUUUAAAAAAUGUUACGUGCCUUUCCUAAAAACAUAAUGUACUUAGCCUCAUUAUCUCAGUGCAGAAAUUCUAUUAAAUUUGUGUUUCAACCUCCUA
Gavialis gangeticus (Gharial) is the source of this 1328-nucleotide messenger RNA. It is a transcript of the gene L3HYPDH, whose product is annotated as trans-L-3-hydroxyproline dehydratase. Gene Ontology annotation, molecular function: hydro-lyase activity. The record is from RefSeq and is a predicted model, not a curated record. Bases 16 to 873 code for a protein of 285 amino acids. NCBI's taxonomy places the organism in Eukaryota, Metazoa, Chordata, Crocodylia, Gavialidae. The transcript is spliced from 6 exons.